AUGAACGUUCAGUCCUGCAGAACUUUCGAUAAUUCCGUGUCUUCUGUAAUUCCAUGUCAAAUACCAGUACGUAAACUGACCAAGGAAGAGAACAUUAAACAAUGUGGGAAUAACGAUCAACGAAUACAAUAUCUAGGACAUCGGACAAUCCAGUGUGUUACCGCUGUACAAUUUGCCCACAACGUCGCACAAGAUUUGGUUUGA
Cercopithifilaria johnstoni is the source of this 204-nucleotide messenger RNA. The record is from the annotation of a GenBank genome assembly. NCBI's taxonomy places the organism in Eukaryota, Metazoa, Nematoda, Chromadorea, Rhabditida, Onchocercidae.